AUGAUGAACGCCGGGGAGGAAACGGGCCACGUGGGCCGUGAGGAGAUGGACUGCGGGUCCUCUUUCUCUUUGAUGGGGGUGCGAAGGGCGACUCGUCUCGUCGAGAAGCCGGACCGUCCCUAUCCAACGGUCCAGACGGAUGAGAGUUCCAGUCAACCGAUGAUGGCAGGCGGGGAUAAUCUGAUCGUCGAUUGUGGUUGGAACCUGACGAAGGACCGGGCGAGCCGCGCGGGGGGGGUCGGUCCUCAGCAGAAUCACCGGCGUGAGAUAGAUCAGAGGCAAAGCGAGAAGACGGGAGUGACGGCCUCCUCGUUCGCGAUUACGGGCUCUGCCCCGGUCUCGAUUCGACCCUCGACCUCUGCGCCUGUCCCUCUCACGGGGAUCGCGGUCUUGAUCGGCGUUCCACUGGUCUCUCAGCGGGAGACUCCUACGGGACCCAGCCAUGAAAGCGUCGCCAACAGCAUCUGGCUGCAGCUAGACAAGGGUUAG
Messenger RNA from Penicillium cinerascens, 489 nucleotides. RefSeq lists its product as uncharacterized. The record is from RefSeq and is a predicted model, not a curated record. NCBI's taxonomy places the organism in Eukaryota, Fungi, Ascomycota, Eurotiomycetes, Eurotiales, Aspergillaceae. The coding region runs from base 1 to 489 and encodes 162 amino acids. The transcript has 2 exons.